AUGGAGUUCUUUGUUGAGAAGCUGAGUGAGCCCAGUAAGCACCCUCGCUCAAGGAACGAUGGUGGUGGAGCUCUGUCGCAGGCAAGCCUGGCCGGCAGUCCACUGCACCACGAGGAGCGCGACAAGACCCAGAUCGAAGAGAACUUGGAUCUUCCGUUGGAAAGCUUGGGCCUGGACGGAGAGCCGGCCGAGCCGCCUGCGGCCGGCUCCACAGAGCCCGCGGAGCUCGCGGAGGCUGCCGAACCUGCGGAGCCGGCAGAGUCCGCGGAGCCCGGUGAUGCAGCCACCGCUGAAGCCGAAACAAACGAACAGGGACGUGCAUCGCAGAGCCCCGAUGACCGUGUCACCGGCAGCGUUGCUUCCGCAGAAGGUCGGCGGAUGUCGUUUGCAUCAGGCGGACGUCGGCGGUCUUCACUCACCGGCCCGCUCCGGGUCGAAGAAGCAAUGGCGGCCAACGUUGUCACGGAGGAACGCCUAGCAGAUCGCCUGGAAGAGCGCAUUCAGCAGGUCCUGGCGCAGGACGUUGAAGCCCGUUUGGAGGAUGUGGCCCAGUUCGUGCAAGAAGAGCUUUACAGGUUCGUUCUUGGACCGGAGAUGAUGGAAAGGGUCAGGCACGAGUGCUCCUCCGUCAUCUCGAUGGAGCUUGCCAUAGCAUUGGCUGCCCAAGACAAGAAGGUGGAGGAGUUGAUCAGGUCAAGCCUCCUUGGCCCCCUCAGCCGUCUAGAGUCCUUGCCUGGCCCGGAGGUGACAGACGACCUCGGUAGGCGGCUCAAGCUUACAGAGGACCUUGUCGGUGAGCUGAAGGGACUUCGCCUGCAAGUUCCAGAUAUGCGCAACGAGCUCACUAACCUCCAGUCCUCCCUGAUGGCAACCGUACAUACUGUCGAGGAUUUGGAGGUGAGGCAGCAAGAGUUGGCUGCUGCAGGAGCCCAUCGCCUGUCCCCAGUUUCUCCGCACCGCUCAUCUCCCUCGCGGACCGAAGCCGUCGAGUUGGAAGAGGAAGGUCUGGGUGUCGACAACCUGGGAGAGACCGCGCCUGAUGAGACGAAUGCUCCAUCGCCUGUGCCGCAGUCGCGGCAGCCGUCACGACAACCAUCCCGACAGCCAUCGGUCGUAGCAGUAUCGCCGGAUGACAUGAAGCCGAAGAGAAGGUUGAGUGACAUGCUUGGUCUCUACAUGGCACCGGCUGCAAGACCUCAGGCUGUAGAUGACUCGCAAGUGCAGGAACUGGUAGCACGUACAGAAAGUAUGCGAACAAGACUGGAACAGAUGGAGCAGAUUGUUGGCACUGAGCAGGCUGCAGUGACCAGUCGAAGACACAGCCUUCAGAACAAGCUGAACGACGUGGACACUCUUGCGGCCAUCCUUGAAGAUCGCAUGCGCGAGUUAGAUACGGAGUUUCGAACGAGCAAGCAGCACGUCCAAUCGCAGCUGGAUGUUCUCAUGACAGCUCACGAAGCUCAGCAUGCUGAGGACCUCAAGCACAACAAAACCUGGAACUUGGCCAACCAGGUGCCCUUGCCCACAGAGAGUCAGCGACUGGCAUGGGGCAAGCCCGGACAAACCGUCGAAAUCGACAUCAAGCCCAUCACUGAUGAGGUUUUUGACGAGAACGACAACCUCUUCGUGUUCUAUCUGGACAAGGCCGAAGAUCUUGCAGAGCGCCGCGGAGAUAUCCAGCGGGUCGUUCGAGCACUAGUUGAUGAAGCCGCGUUGAAGAAGCUCAAGUACUACCAGAAUGUUCGGAAAGAAGGCGAUCCGCCCCUUCCGAAAGCGGGCGAAGAGGAAACCAAGGAAGCCGGUGCGGCACCACUCCGAAUUGUCAUGUACAAGGGACAGCGUAAGUCGAUAUUGCACGUUGGUGAUGAGAUCCCAAAGCAGGAGGUCUUGGACUUUUUCAAGCCAGUCUCCCAGGAUCUCGGCAAGGUCAAGGCGCCGAAAUCGGUGCCUCUCGUCUCAAACGAGUCCUUCCGGAAGGAUGUUCUGGAAGAUAGCCAACCAGGAAACCCAAUGGUGUUGUUGCAGAUGUACGAGGACACAUGCUUCCUUUGUUUUUUGAUGAGACCUUUCAUUAACUCUGUGGGUGAGCUUCUGUUGGAGAACAAGGCACCUUUCCGCUUGAAGAGGUUAAACAUUGAGAAGAACGAUUUUCCAGAUGGCUGUCCAGUUGCAAGAGGCACUCCGACAUUUGCCUUGUUUCGGGGCAAAGACAUUGCCGGCGAGAAGUGGGAGGAGUUCAAGCCCAAGGACCUUUGUGAAAAGAUCGCGAAGGUUUUUCCACUCUCCGAUUCAGCCUUCCAGAAAAUGGAUGAUCUGCAAGCAAUGGUUCCGAGGCGAUUCCAGCUCUUUACACAACUGGUCAUGUGGUCGGUUGAGCUGCAGAAGCUGGAGUCAUGCAUAGCCAGCGCAGUUGGAGAAGCGCAAAGCGACGCGUCUUCGGAGGACACUGAGUUCAACUCCGUCCUGUCCAGACUGAUGGCGAGGGACAUGAGGCGCAUCGAUGGACUGCCGGACAGCGUGAACUUCCUGCAGCAUCAAGUGGACGAGGUGGAGCACGAUGCUCUGGUGAUGAGCAUCAUGCUGGGUGAAAGGGUGAUGGCGCGGGAGAAGGAGGAGGAGGAGGCAGCGUCUGUCGACGUUAUCUUGAGUGUCGUCAACAAUGAAAUGAGGUCCGUGCGGAGCGAGUUCGACAAGAAGUUGAACACAGCACUGCUCUCCAAUAUCGAUGUGCGCGAUCAGGAGAAAGCCCUCGCUUUGAGCGGCGAUGGGCUAGCUGCAAAGGACACACAGGAGAUCGAGGACAAGCUGAAAAGGUUGCAGGACAGCCAACAGCAGAGCAUGUUGAAGAUCGCGGGGCUCCGGUCAGCUCACAAGCACGCCGAGGGUCAGGCCAACUUUGCGGUUGAGAGGUUGAAGCGUCUUCAGACGGAGGUCAGCAACAUCGUAGACCAGGUGGUCUAUCAGCAGUCUCGACUGGACUACCUUCUGGUGCAUGGAGCUGCUAUGAACCAGGACAGAGCAGAUUCGGGUUCCUUCCAAGCCAUCGUAUCUGCCGGGGCGGACAAAGACAAGAAGCCCAAGUUGAAGGCUGGAGCCACCUUGCCAUCGAGGCAAAUGGAGCGCACAGGGCAGCAGGACACAAGUGGAGGUGGAGAUCCCGGGCACAUGCCCGACUCAUCGGACGAAGUGAACUCCUCACGAAUUGCUCGCUUGGGCAAGAAACUCCUGGAACUCGACGGUCAGGUCAAUCGAGGAAUGGCGGAGGUCAAGGCAGACAUCGAGUCUGUCAACCAGACGUUGCUUUCGUUUCUGGAACUCCUUCCGCGGAGACUGCGGAGGAUGCUGCAAAAACAGCUGUUUCCAGAUCCGGAGGAGGAGGUGGAGAUUGUAAAGACUGAACGGCCGCACGAGAGCAAGAAGCACGUCAACUUUUCAGAUCAUGUGGAGACGCGCACUUUCCACGUCGAAGAUGAUAGUCGGCUGCCCUGGCAGUUAGUCGGUGAGGCAGACAUCAAGUGGAAUUGGUGUUACAAACCCAGAGACGAGAUGGGAAGAGACCUCGCCAUGUGCCUGCAGCAAUUCGACAACGAUCGCGAAGACUUUGAAACUAAAGUGGUGCAGUGGCUGCAAGGCGGAGGAAUCGGAGUUGGCAGCCUUCCAGUUCGGAGCUCGAUGGCGGUGUCAAGCUUUCGGGACUCUCUUUCCCUGGAGGGCCUCAUGAGCAUGAGCAUGGGGAUGGGAGGUCUAGAGGAAGGAGUCGCAGCACCUCAGCUGAUGCACUUUGAAGAGCGCCUCGAGAGGCUUGGCACCGAGCUCUUCAACAUGAAGAGGGCGCAGGACGUGGACCACGUGCGGAAGGUGGACAAGGAAGAUCUUCAGCUGGUCGUCUCGCGACUGGGGGCCAUUGAGAAGCUGAAUAUUCCAGAUCUGAAGAUCCGCAUCGAGGCUCUCGAGGGCGACACCAAGUUCAGUGCGCAGAAUGUAACGGAGCUCCGGGAGAAGGUCUUCAAGGUCGAAUCCGUAGCCGCUCCGCGCUCGGAGCUGACAAAGGUGCAGAAUGGGUUUGAGCAGCUCAUGUCCGACCACCAAGCCAUGAAGGUCGAGCUCAAGGAAGCUUCGGCAUCGAUGUACAAUUCCAACCGCAAGUUCAUCCACGAACUUCAGGAGGUGAAAACCACCACGCAGAACUCGAUCACGGUCCUCCAUAAACAGAAGGUCGAGAUUCCCGAUCUGGCCGCAGUCACGGACAAGGUUGUCAAGCUCGAGCAGUCAAUCAAAGACAACCGACGCAUUCUCGGAGACGGCGGUGGCCAGGAGAUCAAUGCGGUUGUCAGACGCAUCAUUCUGAAUCUUGAGGACAAGAUCAUGGUCCUGGAAAAGAAGAUUGAUGCCUUGGCCGAUGGACGUCCUCAGAAGGACGUGAUGCCUCGGAAUGAAUCGCCAGCCCACAAGCAUACCGGCAGCUUUCAGUCUUCUGAGAUGCAGGAGGCGGCUCUGCAAUCUGUGAGUGAGGAACUCACAGCGAUGACAGACGUUGUGGCCAAGCUGAAGCAAGACAUCUCCGUCAGCAAGGUGCACAUCGAUGAGAUGGCAGAGCAGGGGCAACAGAAUCUCGAGCUGGCCAGCCGGCUGCAUGUCUACGUCCAGAGCAGCUCCAUAGAGGGUAUGGAUGAUGAGGGCACCGCCUUGUCGUUGAAUCGAGUACAGGUGAUGAUUGCAGCGGCUGCACGGCAGCUUGUUGCUGGCAACAAGUGGAUCACCAAAGAGGUCUUCGAUGGCAGACUGGAUCAGAUACGCAGUGAGUAUCUGAAAGAGCUGCGACAGAUCCAGGCAAGGCUCGAGGACCAAUCCAGCUCGAAGGCCCUCCAGGGCGUCACCCCGGUGGUGACUGUUUCUUCAAAGCUGCCCAAGAUGAUGUUGCAGCACAUACCCAACGAGGCACCAGACCGACUUGGGACGGCUCCCGCGGGCGGGACACGGCCAAUUCCAGGAAUAGCGCUGCCGCUGAGCGCUCGGAGUGGCGGCUUGCGCCCCUCCACUGUGGACAGCAGGCCACGGAAAGGACGAGAUCGAUGA
Symbiodinium sp. CCMP2592 is the source of this 5076-nucleotide messenger RNA. Lineage: Eukaryota; Dinophyceae; Suessiales; Symbiodiniaceae. The record is from the annotation of a GenBank genome assembly.